GUUGUUGUCGUCGUUGUUGUCGUCGUCGUCGUCGGCCCAGGCCCUGUCGCGACACAGGCAGGGAUGGAGCACAUCCGCACCACCAAGGUGGAGCAGGUGCGGCUGCUGGACCGGUUCAGCAGCAGCAGCAAGUCCUUAACGGGGACGCUGUACCUCACGGCCACCCACCUGCUCUUCAUAGACUCGCUCCAGAAGGAAACCUGGAUCUUGCACCACCACAUCGCGGCCGUGGAGAAGCUUGCCCUGACCACAUCCGGCUGUCCUCUGGUGAUCCAGUGCAAGAACUUCAGGGUCGUGCACUUUGUGGUCCCCCGGGAGCGAGACUGCCACGACAUCUACAACUCCUUGCUGCAGCUCUCACGACGAGUUGCCUACGAUGAGCUGUAUGCGUUUUCUUACAACCCCAAGCAAAAUGAGUGCGAGCGGGUGCAGGGCUGGCAGCUGGUUGCCCUGGCUGCCGAAUACCAGCGGAUGGGGGUGCCCAACUCCAACUGGCAGCUGUCGGACGCCAACCGGGACUAUAAGAUCUGCGAGACCUACCCCAGAGAGCUCUACGUUCCCAGGAUCGCAAGCACGCCUAUCAUCGUCGGCAGCUCUAAGUUCCGGAGCAAAGGCAGAUUCCCGGUGCUGUCGUAUUACCACUCGGAAAAAGAGGCGGCCAUUUGCAGGUGCAGCCAGCCCUUGUCAGGGUUCAGUGCCCGGUGCCUGGAGGACGAGCACAUGCUUCAAGCCAUCAGCAAAGCCAACCCGGUCAACCGCUACAUGUACGUCAUGGACACCAGGCCCAAGCGUCCCGAGCAGAGCUGGAAGGCAACCCAAACGAACAUUGGCAGAGUUCUAGUGAGAAUCUCCUCAAAAAUCUGGACAGAUGAGAAAAAGAGAGAGAGCGAUGAGAGAGCACAAGCGAGCAGUUCUGAGCCCAGUAACGUUUCCAGGCAGUUUUAUGGCAAGCUGAAUGCCAUAGCCAAUAGAGCUGCUGGGAAAGGCUACGAAAAUGAAGACAAUUACUCCAACAUCAGAUUCCAGUUUGUUGGAAUUGAAAACAUUCACGUAAUGAGGUCCAGCUUGCAGAAACUUUUGGAAGUCAGUGGUACAAGGGCCCUGUCCGUCAACGAUUUCUUCUCGGGUUUGGAAAGCUCUGGGUGGCUCCGCCAUAUUAAAGCCGUCUUGGAUGCUGCGAUAUUCCUAGCCAAAGCGAUAACCGUGGAAAACGCAAGCGUGCUGGUCCACUGCUCCGACGGCUGGGACCGCACCGCGCAAGUUUGUUCCCUUGGCUCCCUCCUGCUCGACUCCUACUACCGGACGGUCCGAGGAUUCAUGGUUUUGAUAGAGAAGGACUGGAUCUCCUUUGGACAUAAGUUUUCCGACAGGUGUGGCCAGCUGGGCGGCGAUCCCAAGGAAAUCUCGCCGGUCUUCACCCAGUUCCUGGAGUGCGUGUGGCACCUGAGCGAGCAGUUCCCGCAAGCGUUCGAGUUCAACGAGGCGUUUCUCCUGCAGAUCCACGAACACGUCCACUCGUGCCAGUUUGGGAACUUCCUCGGGAAUCACCAGAAAGAAAGAGAAGAUCUCAAGUUGAGAGAGAAGACGUAUUCCCUGUGGCCUUUCCUGUUGGAAGACCAGAAGAAGUACCUGAAUCCCCUGUACCGUCCAGAGCCUCGGAGGUUCGUGGCCUUGGAGCCCAGCACGGUGCCUUUCCACCUGAAGUUCUGGAGAAGUAUGUACCAUCAGUUCGAUCGAACGAUGCACCCCCGGCAGUGCGUGUACAAUCUGAUUAUGAGAAAGAAGGAGCAGAACCAGCAGUUGGAAAAGGAGAUUCGAGAGCUGGAAGCUAAAAUCAAGCAGACAAAAACGAGACGCGUGGACGAGGCCCCCACCAAGGAGUGUCUCCCCCCGGGCCAACCCACGGCCCAGCCGGGCCCGAGACCGUCCCCGUGCUUCCGGAAGGAGCACCGCCUGGGGCCCGCGAGCAGCGGCGACAAGGCCAUCGACUGCAGCGACCCGCCCGACAACCGCUACCGGGACUUAGCCGAGGAGUUCUCCAAGGCGGAUCCUGCCAUCGUCGGCUUGGAAUGUGGCGUGGCCAGGAUGGCCUGCUAGCGGCCACAGCGAGCGACGGACACUGUCCCGCUCGGGCCGAGGCCGGGGUUUCUGAGGGCGGCGUGGGCCCCGUGGCCCAACCCCAGUGCGUCUCAUCGGCCCGCUUUGCUAGAGUUGCCAAGAGCAGCCUGCCCACAACCCGGUGGGGGACGGGGGGACGGAUCGGGAAGCGCUCCUCCCUCCUCCUUCUUCCCCCACCACCAUCUUCCCACUGCCCCCACUCUCCCUCUCUCUGUCCUGAGGGAAUUGGCCAGGUUGGUGACAGUCUGGGAUCUGUACUGGUAAAGAGAAGUGAGGCCUGGGGGAGGAUUUCAUCCAAUAAAGUUUGCACUACACACUUGAACACAGACUUCAUUUUGGUGUAUGCAUUCACUGCAACCAAACAGGAACAAACCCCUCCGCAGCUAAUUUUGGUUGGGCAGAAAUGACAAAAUGAGCUUGUAAUUGUUUGGGAAGAGCUACGUGCCCAUCCUCAACACGGUGUAUGCCGGCCAGCUCAUCAGAGGAGGAUGGAGGGUUAAGUGCUGUAAAAAUGUGUUUUUCAGGCUCAGCCGUAAAGUAAAUUUCAACCCGAAGCUUUCCUCCUCGCUCUCGCAGCCUGAAAAGGGACUUUUUUUUUUUUUUGCCCCUCUCAGAGUUGGCUUUUUAGGUCUUUAAAGGACAGGUCUCCGAAUUAGGAAGCGGAGCUGGAGUUGCCGGCAGUAGCCCCGUGGGACUACUGAGGUAGCAAGAAUGAGAAACCGUCAGUCAAUGGCAAUAGUCCCACCUUGGGACUUUAGAGCCAUUUUGUCACUUGCUGCCUAACCAGGCUGGGACCCAGGACGUUCCCAAGGGUCAGGGAUGUGCACAACUUCCUUAAGACUCGUGUGUUUCCAGUGAGGGCAUUUUACCCAUUGUUAGCAUGUCCCGUUGGCCGCCUGGCAGGAUGUAAAGCGUAAAAGCUGUAGUACGCUUUAUCCUUUGAAGGCGGUGAUUUCUAGUAUUUCUAAUAUGAAAGCGUAUUAGAAAUGAGUUAGGAAAUAAUGUUCUCUCCCUGCCGCCCAUGCAGUAGUCUCCCAGUUUCACUAAGGAAUGAGAAAAGCCGGUAGCUUGGUCUCUGCUUGGCUGCAGAGAUUUUAAAGAAAAGAUCCUCUCAGGCCAGAAAGAAAUUUUUAUGGUGGGCUGAUUAGAAAGGAAAAAGGUUAGCGUUUUAACGAACGUCUUUUGCAAAAGGUUUCAUUCGCCACUUAACUUUCUAACUUAGCCAGUAGGUAAGACACACAUUUUUGUAAGUCACCUCUGCCCGUGCCCAGCCUCUGCGCGUCAUCCGUGUGUCUGCCAGGCUGUUUUUCGGUAAUGCUGAGUCGGGAUGGGGAAACUAGUUUUUGCUUUUAAAACCGAAUCCCCAAAGGGUGGGCGCCUUUUUUUGAGGGGACGUAUAAGCACAAAAAAAGCCAGGGUCGGGGUUAAUGCGUUCAAUUGGGUUUUGCCAUACUUGAUAACCGAGUGUGGGCGCCCAUCUUUAUCCUCAUCCGUGUUUGGUUCACGUCAGAAAGCCUCAUAAUUCGGGCCAUGGUCUCUGUUUGGUAGAAGUUUAAUGUUGGACCGGCCCAGAAGGCUCAAAUCCCUCGUGGAGUGGGCUAGUGGGGAGAGCCGUCUUCUCGGCCUCGGGCUCUCUGUGUUUCCCAGAUGAUCGUCUCGUCAGACACGUCCCGCCGCCACUUACGUUUUUAAAGAGAAAUCUGCCUCAGUGGCCACGAAAGUUCAAUCCCUUUAUCCCUCAAACGUCUUUGUUGUGCAUAUUAUCAAGAAAGCUCCCUUCAGAAACAGUUGCCCGGUUGUACUGCUUGUGAAGUCGGUAUUUUUCCAGAUGUGCGAUCCUGUCUUUAAGCAUUAGAAGACGGAGUGUUUGUGUUUUUGUGUCUGCAGGUUUGCAGCAAAGCCAAGCUUUUGUGCCUUGUUGGUUCUGGGAGCUAACCAGUAGAAUAUGGAAACUUCCCGGGCAGGUUUAUCGUGUUCAUCCCUUGGGUUGCAUUUGUUCUGUAUCCAUCUUACACACAGGCACACACCCACGUACGCACGUACACAAAAUACGGAAGCUAUUAGAGGUUCAGAAUCUCCCACAGGGUAGAAGAGAGCCAAACCCAACUGUACGUCUUGUAAAAUUGUCUCUCUGUUCGGUGUGAGGAUAUAUGAAAUGUAUAUUUUUUUUGUUUAUUUUAUUUUGAGCUAAUUCAGUAUGUAGGCUUUAUUUUGGAUGCUUUUGGGAAACUGUCAACCCUUUUCUUAAGUUAAUUAUUUAAAUAAAUCUUUGCUGCAGUAAAA
Molecule: messenger RNA, 4401 nt
Organism: Tachyglossus aculeatus (Australian echidna)
Lineage: Eukaryota; Metazoa; Chordata; Mammalia; Monotremata; Tachyglossidae
Gene: MTMR6
Product: myotubularin related protein 6
Exons: 15
Coding region: 64-2097 (677 amino acids)
Biological process (GO): dephosphorylation
Cellular component (GO): nuclear envelope
Molecular function (GO): phosphatidylinositol-3,5-bisphosphate phosphatase activity
Source: RefSeq, a predicted model, not a curated record